Molecule: messenger RNA, 555 nt
Organism: Trichoderma virens Gv29-8
Lineage: Eukaryota; Fungi; Ascomycota; Sordariomycetes; Hypocreales; Hypocreaceae
Exons: 1
Coding region: 1-555 (184 amino acids)
Source: RefSeq, a predicted model, not a curated record
AUGAAUCCCCCUCCGUCGUCUCAAUCCCACUUCGACAAGUUCCAAAACUUCACGCCCAGCCACGACGCGCCGUUUGACAAAGAAUUCGCCCGUCUCGCCUUAUCCCAGAACUGGAUCCCCGGCUCCCAGGAAUACACAAAGGAGCGCACCAUUGCCAUGCGCGAGGAGCUCAAGACGCACUACUUCUCCUCGCAACACCUGGACAGCACCCAAGAAGAGCCCACAGAGGAAGAAAUCCUACAGGGCUACCAGGACCUGUGCAUAGAGGUCGGCAUCCCGCCGUGUGACACCGCCGCCGAAUGCAAGGGCAAUCUCAAGAAGAAGCUCGUUAACAUUGUCGACUUGAUUGAUGCGCGGCGCACAAAUAGAAAGGUGCGAGUGUGGCGCGACUUCCAGGCGUUUCGCAAAUACACCCUGCAAAAGGAACACAGAAUCAGCGUCGACGAGGCCAAGAAGGACGGCGGCUAUCUUGCGUCCCUCCUUCAGCGGUUACGAGAUCCGCACGGCGAAAGAAUAUUCAGGAUGAGGAGGGCGGGAUUAGGACGGAAGGCAUGA